GUUUUUGCAGUCUAGACUGGAUCAUCAAGGGAUUAUGUUUUGCGGCAAACUGAUACCCUCAAGAGAAAAACGGCAUUGAAUGUCCCCCUUGAUUGUAUGCAAAAGAAGUUGGUAUUUUAUGCUGAAACAAAGCUGGAUUAAACAUGAGGCCAAAGACUUUUCCUGCCACCACUUACUCUGGGAACAGCCGGCAGAGAUUGCAGGAGAUUCGGGAAGGUUUGAAGCAGCCCACCAAAUCUUCCAGUCAAGGAUUACCUGUCGGAUCGGGCAGUGACAGUUCUCUGGAUCCUAAAAUUCUAGUAGGGAAAGAUGGUGCCAGGCAGCAGCAGAUGAGACCAGGCGCCAAGUUUGGACCUUACCAGAAAGCGCUGAGAGAAAUCAGGUAUUCUUUGCUGCCCUUUGCUAAUGAGUUGGACACCACCUCUACCGCUGUGGAAGUGAACAGACAGAUGCUUCAGGAACUGGUACACGCAGGAUGUGAUCAGGAGAUGGCGAUAAGAGCCCUCAAACAGACUGGCAGCAGAAGCAUAGAAGCAGCUUUGGAAUACAUUAGCAAGAUGGGAUACUUAGAUGCUAGAAAUGAACAAAUAGUCCGUGUAAUCAAGCAGACUUCUCCGGGAAAAGGCAUCUCGCCACACAACAUCAGCCGUAGGCCCAGUUUUGAAGGAUCCAGUGAAUCUUUUCCGUCCUACCACCAGAUCAGUAACCCAGGCUAUGAUGGGUCAGGCUUUGGGGCAGAAGCUGCCAACAUGCUCAGUGAGGUUUCCAGGCCAUAUAUGGACUACUUGCUUUCUGCUUCACAGUCUGCAAAUAUGAGUGCUCCUGUACAAAGGCCACCUGUUGUUGGUUCCCACAACACACCUGGGAGUCACCAACAGAAAACAUACCCUGCAAACAUAGAUUCUCCAGUAAUCAAUUACCCGGUGGUUACUCACAGUGGCCAAGCUUUGCAGCUGCAAAGUAACCAUGGCACAAACAGCCCGCAUUAUAGCAGGCAGCCCAUAAUAGUGCAGGGUGAUGUUCUUGGGUACGGCAUUCAGCGGAGUCAGUCGUUUCAGAACAAGCUACAGCAGGAAGGAGGUUAUCCAAGCCUUCCGAACAAAGGGAAUGUGGUUCAGAAUAACUCUGGCCAUGGGUUCCAGCAAGCAACGGCCGGUCUGUAUAUGCCCCAUUCUCAUCACAAGCAACCCAUCCAAGCUUCUCACCCAAUGCAUGUGAUCACCAGAGGCCCAGCAUUUACAAACGAAUUUUCAGACAGCCCGCCACAGGGUCUGUUGACCCCAUCUAGAAACAGCCUGAACAUGGACCUGUAUGACAUGAACAACCCUCAAGUUCAGCAGUGGCAAGCGACCUCCUCCUCCUCGUCUUCCUCCUCCUCCCGCCGUGAUUCAUUACAGAACCAGGCACUGGAUGCGUCUCCCCGGCAGCAUGUGCCCUUCAGAUCAGAUGCUUGUGUGCCGAGCCGAACCAAUUCCUUCAACAAUCACCAACAACAGCAGCAGAUACCGGUAUCCAUGAGGCAGACUCCUUCAGGCAAAGCUGACCCUUCCAUUAGUUCUCCAAACACCAUCACAGCAGUCACCUCUGCUCAUAUCCUCCAGCCGGUGAAGAGCACAAGAGUGAUGAGGCCCGAGCCACAGACUGCUGUGGGCCCUGCUCAUCCUGGCUGGUUACCUGCGCAGUCUUCGGCUGUGGAUGGCGUAGGAAUGAUUGAACAGCACCCCCUUCCUGUUGGAGGAGCAAAUACUUAUCCAUUAGAUGUUGAUUAUAGCAAUCAGGAGCUCAGGUGUCCACCACCACCAUAUCCUAAACAUUAUCUGCUGCCUAGUAAUUCCGAGCAGUUCGAUAUCAAUUGCUUACGUACAGGAAUUGAGCAGACAAUGAGAGGGGUCUCAAACUCACCAAGCAACAAAGCAGAGGAAAACGGGGAAAGGAAUGAUAAAAUCAAGAGCGUCAAAGUGGAAAAAUCCGGCAAGGAUAAAAAGCAAAUCCAGACCUCACCAGUGCCAGUGCGAAAAGGUGGCAAAGAUGAAGAGAAAAGAGAGUCCCGCAUCAAGAGUUACUCACCAUUUGCCUUUAAAUUCUAUAUGGAGCAGCAUGUGGAGAAUGUCAUAAAGACCUACCAGCAAAAAAUUAAUCGCCGGCUACAACUGGAGCAAGAAAUGGCCAAAGCCGGCCUUUCUGAAGCAGAGCAAGAACAAAUGAGGAAAAUCCUCUACCAGAAAGAGUCCAACUACAACAGGCUCAAGAGAGCCAAGAUGGACAAAUCAAUGUUUGUAAAAAUCAAAACUCUGGGUAUUGGGGCUUUUGGAGAAGUUUGCCUUGCCUGCAAAGUGGAUACUAAUGCUCUGUAUGCCAUGAAAACCCUCAGGAAGAAGGAUGUGCUGAGUCGUAACCAAGUGGCUCACGUCAAGGCCGAGAGAGAUAUCCUCGCAGAAGCAGACAAUGAAUGGGUGGUUAAGCUCUACUACUCUUUUCAAGACAAAGAUAACCUUUACUUUGUGAUGGACUACAUCCCCGGCGGAGACAUGAUGAGCUUGCUGAUACGAAUGGAAGUCUUUCCAGAAAAUUUAGCCCGGUUUUACAUUGCUGAACUCACUUUGGCCAUAGAGAGUGUGCACAAAAUGGGAUUUAUCCAUAGAGACAUUAAACCUGAUAAUAUCCUGAUUGAUCUAGAUGGGCACAUCAAACUGACAGAUUUUGGCCUCUGCACUGGAUUCAGAUGGACGCACAAUUCAAAAUAUUAUCAGAAAGGGAGUCAUAUCAGGCAGGACAGCAUGGAGCCAAGCGAUCUCUGGGAUGAUGUGUCUAACUGCAGAUGUGGAGACAGGCUGAAGACCUUGGAGCAAAGAGCUAAGAAACAACAUCAGAGAUGCUUAGCCCAUUCGUUAGUUGGCACUCCCAAUUACAUUGCACCAGAAGUCCUGCUCCGUAAAGGAUACACUCAGCUUUGUGACUGGUGGAGUGUUGGCGUGAUUCUCUUUGAGAUGCUGGUAGGGCAGCCUCCCUUUCUGGCUCCCUCGCCCACCGAAACCCAGCUGAAGGUGAUCAACUGGGAGAGCACCCUGCACAUUCCCUCCCAGAUCAAGCUAAGUCCUGAAGCGAGUGACCUGAUCGCCAAACUGUGUUGCUCUGCCGAAGAGAGGCUUGGAAGAAACGGAGCCGAUGACAUUAAGGCUCACCUUUUCUUUGACUCCAUAGAGUUCUCCACUGACUGUCGCAGGCAGCCGGCUCCCUACAUCCCAAAGAUUAGCCAUCCAACGGAUACAUCUAAUUUCGAUCCAGUUGAGGAAGAUGGUCCUUGGGAGGACACAAGUGAGGACAGCACCAGAGCCUGGGACCCGCAGGUCUCCUCUAGCGGCAAACACACCGAACACGCCUUCUAUGAGUUCACUUUCCGAAGGUUCUUCGAUGACAACGGAUACCCGUUUAGAUAUCCAAAGCCUUCUGGGCUAGAAGUAAACCAGUCUGAGAAUUCUGACAUAGAAAGCAAAGAUGGGCUGGAUCAGACUGGAGCUUGUCAACCUGUAUAUGUGUAAAUUAUUGUACAGAGUUCUCAAAGC
Molecule: messenger RNA, 3563 nt
Organism: Euleptes europaea (tarantolino)
Lineage: Eukaryota; Metazoa; Chordata; Lepidosauria; Squamata; Sphaerodactylidae
Gene: LATS2
Product: large tumor suppressor kinase 2
Exons: 7
Coding region: 144-3539 (1131 amino acids)
Biological process (GO): G1/S transition of mitotic cell cycle; peptidyl-serine phosphorylation; regulation of organ growth
Cellular component (GO): nucleus; spindle pole
Molecular function (GO): protein binding; protein serine/threonine kinase activity; ATP binding
Source: RefSeq, a predicted model, not a curated record